AGUAAAAAAUUCAACGUUAAUUGCAUAUGAAUGUGCAUCUAAAUGGGCUGGCAUUGAUAACGAUUUAAAGAAAAUGUUGAUCAAGAAUAAAUAUCAAUUGCCAUGGAUUCCUUAUGAUGAAUUCAAUGUCGUUCAGAUGAUAGGGAAAGACCAAAGUUUUGUUCCCUGUUAA
This is a messenger RNA of Racocetra fulgida, 172 nucleotides long. The record is from the annotation of a GenBank genome assembly. NCBI's taxonomy places the organism in Eukaryota, Fungi, Glomeromycota, Glomeromycetes, Diversisporales, Gigasporaceae.